AUGACGGCGGAUUCAUUGAAUUUCUGGCUAACAAAAUUUGUACAAGAAAUUUGCAAAGAGGAUGGACAGAGAUACCCCCCGMGAUCUUUGUACAGCAUCAUAUGUGGUCUCCAACGUCAUUUGGACGAGGGUAAUGGAGCUGAAGCGGUACGAUUGUUAAAUAUAGAGGACAGAAGCUUAAGGGUUACCUGUGCAACUCGACUAUUCCAAGAAGCGGUUGAUGAGAAAUUGAUUAGGGAGCGCACUGGUCAUCGCUCUAGCGCAUUGUUUACAUAUGAAAAGGCAAGUGYACAGCAGGAAGUGCAUGUUAGCAAAAUUUUAGGUCCUCCGAAAGAUAUACAGCCUGUAACAGAUACGACAAUUGAAGAUUUAAGUUUAAUAUCCGAUAUAGUCGAUUUGGAGAUUUCGGAUGCAUUCCUAAGUAACAUGACUCUUCCAAAUGMAACUAUUACUUCAUCUAACCAAGACAAAGAUGAGAGUUUAAGCUUAAUGCCUGAUUUUGAUAUUUCURAUGAUUUGUUAAGCAGCWUUACUUUACCAAAUGAAACCGUAACUUCAAAUGUAUCMUCUACAAUAACCAACYGAACACAUACAAUUGCUGUAGUUAAUGGGUCUGAAUCCAGGGGAACAUUGGAGAAUAGCUUUAGAGAUGUAUUCAAUGAAAUAAACUUGGUAAAGGAAAAUGGAUACAUUAUGGUGGAUGGUUCAAAGGUAGAGGUGGAUUUCUUUCUUGGUGGUGAUUACAAGUUUUUACUGCUUGUCAUGGGUCUCAGUGCUGCUAAUUCAAUUUAUGCAUGCAUAUGGUGCAAGGUUCACAAGAAUGAGAGAGGUGAUAUGACCAAACCUGACRACUACUACGACAGUGGUACUAUGCAGCGAACGCUAGAUGAACUUAAAAAAAUGGCAGAGACUGGAGACUUCUGCUGCACCUCUAAACCUCUCCUGUCGAUAGCUCUAAACAAAAUCAUCCCAGAUGAGCUCCAUCUUAUGCUCAGAGUGUCUGACAUCCUGAUUGGCAAUCUGAUCGAGGAUGCAUUACAGUGGGAUGAAAAAGAUCAAUUUAGAAACWGAGGGAAAAACUUAGGAACCCACCUAAAGAAACUUGUAGAGACCAUAUGYAGUUGUGGAGUCUCCUUUUCUGUGUGGGAAAAGAACAAUGCAGAUGGGAGGGGUAGUGGGACCAUGGACUGGACUAGUCUAAUGGGAGACGACAGAAAGAAACUACUCAAUGAGCUCCCCCAAAAGCUUGGUGAAGCUAUUCAGCCAGACACUGCUCAGGCAGUGGCAGAUUUGUGGAAGAAAUUUGCUGACAUGUACUUUGGCUUCAUUUCAUCUCUCAAACCUUACAAUAUUGAUCAAUACCGUGCUCAGAUUAAACAGUGGAUAGAUGAUUUUACAUCAUUAGGACAUAAAAGGGUUGGAUACAAAACUGAGCGUGUUACUUGCUAUAUGCACAUGGCGGCCUAUCACAUCCCUAAUAUGGUUAAGACGCACGACAAUCUGAAGCAAUUUAGUGGACAAGGUAAUUUAAUAAUUGAUAUUGAGAAUACAGUAUCUUGUCAACAAGAAUACCCUUCURAAGUUGAAUAUCCUAGCUUAUAA
Messenger RNA from Actinia tenebrosa (Australian red waratah sea anemone), 1602 nucleotides. RefSeq lists its product as uncharacterized. The record is from RefSeq and is a predicted model, not a curated record. Lineage: Eukaryota; Metazoa; Cnidaria; Anthozoa; Actiniaria; Actiniidae.